AUGGUCAUAUUUUUUCAAUCAUUUUCAACUGUUUAUAAACAAGCUCAUAGUUUUUUAAUAACUAUAGUUGAACCUGUUGGUCGACCUAUAGAUUAUCAGCUUAUUCACUGUAUGCUGCUGUAUCUAUUUGGCUUACAAACCAAUGAUAUUAUUGACACUUUACAACAACUUAGUAGUAUAAUAAUAUCUAAUAUGAUCAUUGAAUUUAUUAAAUUAUGUACAUUAACUUAUGGAAAAGUCAAAUUAGUAUUAAAACAUAAUCAAUAUUUUGUUGAAAGUGCUUGUCAUGAUAUUUUAAAAAAUCUUCUACAUGAUUCACAAAUUCAAGAAUGUCGAUUAAUAACAAGAAAGAUUAAUAUUGAUAUAAAUUCAAAUGUAUCUGUUCAACAAUGA
Messenger RNA from Rotaria sp. Silwood2, 393 nucleotides. The record is from the annotation of a GenBank genome assembly. Lineage: Eukaryota; Metazoa; Rotifera; Eurotatoria; Philodinida; Philodinidae.